Messenger RNA from Paramacrobiotus metropolitanus, 917 nucleotides. RefSeq lists its product as uncharacterized. The transcript is spliced from 3 exons. The record is from RefSeq and is a predicted model, not a curated record. NCBI's taxonomy places the organism in Eukaryota, Metazoa, Tardigrada, Eutardigrada, Parachela, Macrobiotidae. The coding region runs from base 78 to 419 and encodes 113 amino acids.
UAAAAAGCGAUCGGUUUUGGCUUUCCACGUUAAUUUUGCAACCUGAAAAUAUAUCUAGUGUAGUAAAUUAAACAGCCAUGUGUGUCUUAUGUGCUAUUCCGUCUCGCGCUAACUGGGCACUGGGUAAGGCGCUAUCCAGCCGGGCCAUGAACUUCAGUUUGCCGUUUCCGGGAGACGGCAGCGUUCCCGACGGCGUCGAAGAUAUUGUCGACGGGACAUGUAUGUCCUGGGAAGACAUUACCCGGGUGUCGCUCGUCAUCCUGCUGCUGAUGGUAAUGGUGGGACUGCGCGUCUACCAGCUGCAGAUGGAGCUCCAGGAUGCGCUUAACGGACGAUCAACCGUCUCGGGCAACGCCACGCCCUUCAAAGACGCCCCUGGACACCGAAUGACGGAAGGCCGAAAGGGAUUACGUGGCUGAUUAAAAACGCCUAUCCAGUCUGGUGUCAGCACUGUGUGCCGGCGUUACAGCGGCCGGAAUCUCUAGGGUAGCCGGUGGAGGCGUUCUGUACAUACUUCGUCGGCUUUCUAUACACUUGGUUGUACUGCGCAUGCUGCCGCCAACAUUGACAGUUAACUACAGCCAGUAAUUAAUUAUACGCAUCAUUUUCUUAUAUCUAUAUUAUUACAACUCUAUAUGACCUUUAAUAAGUAUCACGUGAAAGUACAAACUAAGUACUAGAAACAGAAGUUUGAUGAUGUUUGAUCAACUUUGAUGAUUACAACUUAAUAGGUUUCUAUUUUAUCUUGUUAUUUUGUGUUAUUAUUGAAUAUUUUUACAACCGCACCUUCACCAUGGGCAUUUUCAUCUAUUAAUAGCGUUUCGACAUUGAUUAAGUGUACUGAAAAAGGCACCAUAGAAUUAUUGCAUACGUUGGAAUUACGCACGUGUAUUGUCUAUAUACGCUCUUAUAUAGAU